Molecule: messenger RNA, 8428 nt
Organism: Falco peregrinus (peregrine falcon)
Lineage: Eukaryota; Metazoa; Chordata; Aves; Falconiformes; Falconidae
Gene: NUP35
Product: nucleoporin 35
Exons: 9
Coding region: 100-1065 (321 amino acids)
Biological process (GO): nuclear pore organization; regulation of DNA-templated transcription; NLS-bearing protein import into nucleus
Cellular component (GO): nuclear pore nuclear basket; nuclear pore central transport channel; nuclear membrane
Molecular function (GO): single-stranded DNA binding; structural constituent of nuclear pore; phospholipid binding
Source: RefSeq, a predicted model, not a curated record
GGAAGUGACGGUGGGGGGAAGUUCCGUCCCGUUUGAAAGCGCCCGGCGGAGCGGCCACGGCUUUUUCCCGCCGCUCGGGCCGACGUGGCCGCUUUCACCAUGGAGGCGCCGCCCGCAGGAACUGAGCCGAUGACUCUUGGCUCCCCGACAUCUCCAAAGCCGGGAGCUAGCGCUCAGUUUCUUCCUGGAUUCCUGAUGGGCGAUUUACCUGCGCCGGUGACUCCGCAGCCACGCGCUUUGAGCGGCCCUUCAGUUGGUGUAAUGGAAAUGAGGUCUCCGCUGCUUACAGGAGGAUCUCCCCCACAACCAGUAGUCCCUACACAUAAAGAUAAAAGCGGUGCCCCACCAGUUAGAAGCAUAUAUGAUGAAUUAUCUAGUCCUGGGCUUGGAUCAACACCUCUAACCUCAAGAAGACCAGCCAGCUUUUCUCUAACACAGAGCCCAUUGGUUGGAACUAUGUCAUCAACUCCUGGAACAGCUUCAAGUGUGUUCAGUUCUGCAAGUAUUGGGCAGCCUAGGAAGACUACUCUAUCUCCUGCUCAGCUAGAUCCUUUUUACACUCAGGGUGAUUCCCUGACUUCAGAAGAUCAGCUUGAUGACACAUGGGUAACUGUAUUUGGAUUUCCUCAAGCAUCAGCUUCCUAUAUUCUUCUACAGUUUGCUCAAUAUGGAAACAUACUAAAGCAUGUGAUGUCCAACACAGGAAACUGGAUGCAUAUUCGAUACCAGUCUAAGCUUCAAGCCCGGAAAGCCUUAAGCAAAGAUGGAAGAAUUUUUGGUGAAUCUAUCAUGAUUGGUGUCAAACCGUGUAUAGAUAAAAGUGUGAUGGAAACCUUUGAAAGAAGUUCUACAUCCCCAGUGUCUUCAGUCUUCACUCCACCUUCAAAAUCUGUCAGCACACCAGUACAACCUGCAAAUAAUACCACAAGGAUUUCUACAAUGAGACCUCUUGCAACAGCAUAUAAAGCUUCCACUAGUGACUAUCAGGUGGUUUCUGACAGACAAACUCCUAGGAAAGAUGAAAGUAUUGUAUCUAAAGCAAUGGAAUAUGUGUUCGGCUGGUAAUACACAAGAGGAAGUAAUACAAAGUUGGUCAGGGUUUGAAAUAUACAACUGGCAUCUGUGGUUAGUUGUAUAACUACUGGUGGCAGUAAUUUAACUUACAUCUCACCUGUUUUGCCUUCAGUUAUUUCAGCAGACAUGUAGCUUGCACUUUAAAUGAUGGCAAUGUACACACGGUUUGAAAAACUGAGUAAGUGUAAAUAAGUGCUUUUCCCCCAUUUGUGCUCUGAUUGCAUGAUUGUAGAAAAAAUAGCAGCACUGACUUUUCCUCUGUAAUUACUUUCUCUGAAUUACUUCCCAGUAAGUUGGAAAUGUUUAAAAUGGCAGCUUUAUUUACUAAUGCCUUUAAUUUUAUUGGGUGUUUUUUCCUGGAAAGGUGAUGGGCAACCUGCUGGAAGAACGCUAUACACAGCUGGCUCCCAGGGACAGGACUGCUUUUAGCAUAUGUGACUUUAAUUUUUUUUUAUUAAGAUUCAUUGCUGGUUUAUAAUCUCUGGCAUCAUGUUUUGAAUGUCAUAGCAACCUUAUAACUCUUUGUAUUAUUAAUAAAGCUAAAUCAAGUUAAGGUUUUCUUAGGUGGUUUUCUCAACAAGUAUGAGUUCUGUUAGGAAAAACUAUUUGCAGUAGUCCAAGUAUGAUGCUGCCUAAUGUUUAUUAAAGUGUUAUCAGCAGAGCAGGUGCUGCUGAUUUUUACUUUAGUACCAACUAGUGUUAAAACUAGCUAAUGUAGAAAUCUCUCCAUGGGUAUUUCAUAGCAACGUGCACUUAAGAGGUAACAAACUGUAGCAUUCUAACAUAAAAAUGUUGAGUAGAAAUAGCUGAAUAGAAAAAUGCAAUGUGGUAGUGGCCAGAGCUGCGUUCAUUUCAAGACUUUUCUAAGAAAUUGUCUUUAAGGUAUUGGCUGAAUGAUGAUUGUGUUUUUCAAAAAAAUUGAACUUCCAGCAUCCUGAAGCUUCCAUUUGGAGGUGAGCCUCUCCAGUAAUCAUAUGUGUUAUGUAAGCCCAUAGUCUUCAAUGAAGAUAAAGGUCUCUUUCAUCUGGGAAGAGAGCAAGUUUUCUUCAGUACUUGGGAAACUAUGUGCAACUACUACUUUUUGAGUUUGUGGCUGUGUUUAGUGUGGGUCAACAUCAGUAUUUUAGUUUGGCUCAGUAGUGUGCUGGUCAGGUGAAUGUUCAGACAUACCCAUUUCCAUGCUUUUGCUUCACGCUGCAGUGUGGUCUUGGAGUUCUUCAGCUGCUCCUCUCUGAUGAAAUUAGAAUGAAAAGAUAAGUCCAGGAUACUCGGAUGUCCCUCGGAUACUAAUGGGCACCCAGUUUACAGGAUUAAGCUAGAGAGGGUCCUGAGUAAAAUCCCCAAAGCACUUAGUGGGAAAUAAGGUUUCUACCUCAGGGCACGUUGGUGCUUCGUUGUAUGCUUUAGCAGUAACCUAUGUACAAGUGGAUUGGGAGAUAUUUGAGAUGCAUUUUACUGUAUUUGCUGGCUGAUGCUUUUGGAUUAUUGGUUGCUGCUCUUCCAUUUGCAUUUGAUCACAGGGAGCUGCUUAAACCUAAUUAAUAUCUGAAUGUGUUUUCUCAGAAAACAUCUGGCUUUUUCUUGGUGAAAAAUGUUUGUUACGGAGAUGGCUUCAGAAAGAAAAUGGGUAGUUCAGCUAAAUUCUUGUUUUGGUCGUUGCUUUGCGAAGCACACUUCUGGUGCACUUCAGACUUGUAAUGAUGUGUAUUGGAUUUAGCUUAGUGAAGUGAUGAAUAAGAUUUAACUUGUAUCAAGUAAGUUUGAAGCUAAAUACAUAAGGAAGGAGUUGGAGGCAAAGUCAGUAGUUUAGGACCUGUUUUAUCGGUAAGUACCAGAUGUAAAACUGUGCUGAGUUGUGGGUUUGGUGUUUUUGUUUGGGGGGGUUAUUUGUGUGUGAAAGGGCGGAGGAUAUUGAGAAGUACAUGUGUGAAGAAUCUCUGAAACACUUGGAAGGUAUUAUAGUAAACCUUUUCAAGGCUAGAUACUGUUGUUAGGUAGCAUUGUAUUUAAAAAUCCAAUUUUUCCUGUUUGUUAACUAUGUACCUGCUGCUUUCCAACAAGGAAGGAUUCUCUUCUAGCUGUAGCUAGAUGUGAUUUACAUUAAAACCAAAGUUACAGACUUCAGCUAGUGAUGUGUACCAUACUUACGAAACUGUUUUGGUUUCAGUUGUAUGGGGUUUGUUGUAAGACUCUGGAAUAUAUUUUCCAUAGGAUUACGACUUUAGUUUAAAAUAAAACUAAUGAAUAAUUUUUUUCUGUUAUCUGCCUCCAUCAUAAGUAUAUUACUCAGGGAUCUAAUUUGCUUCUUUUAAUACAUUGAUCUGCACGGUUUUAAAUUCUAGAAGGAUUUGUUCUAUUGUCUCAGUGGUAAUUUCAUUACAGUUUUAACAGGUAUUUUUUUGGUAGAGAAUUUUAUAACUUGGAGAUAGCAUUUAUUUUUAUUGUACUUUUCCCCCUCCCACCUCUCCUCAAUUUUAUUUUUCUAGAACUUUCAAAAUGACUGGUAUUUGUUUGGGUAAUCCAUGUACAGUAACUUACAAUGAAGAUCAAAUGUUAUGAGUACUUUAGGUCUGCCUCUCAUCUCAAGUUGCAGGCAUCUACCUCCCCCCUGUGGCAGAUCUUCAGAACUCUAAUGAGAGGUUUUAACUGAAUAGAAUAUGGUAUCUUAAUUAAACUAUUUAGGAAGUGCAUAAACAGUACUGUGAGAUAAUAGCAGUGCUCAAAUGUCUCAUAGUUGAAGUGUUUCUGUAAUAAAAGAAGAAAGGACAGAGUUUACUAAAUAUCUUAAUUAGGGAGUAAGUCAGACUUCUAAAUACUGCUUCAAUGAAAUAGUUCUUAAACUUUAUUUAAAAUCUUACCAGUGUUCACUAAUUUUAAUUGAGAUGGACAAAUUGUCCAAAUUUUUUUAGCAGAAUAUACUGCAAUAUUCAUUCUGUAUGAACAUAAUUUUCGUCUUUCUAGUAGUCUGAGUGCAUGUGUAAAAAUGAGUCUCAUGGGUUUUCUUUAAUUUGACUGUAGGUGACUAGACCACAGAUGAGUCUGCAAAAAGGUACUGCUUAAGUAUGUUUAGAAAUAGUAAGCUGUUCAGUUAAGUGAUGAAAACAAAAUAAACUGCCUUACAAACAACUUGUAACCAGGAGUUGCUUUACUGAAUUUCAGACUGCAGGUGAGAAGGCUCUAGAAUAAAAAUUCUAAAUCUCUAGUAAAAACAUCAGUCCUUGGGCAAUUUCAUGGCUUUGUAGUAAUGCCUUUUUUAAUUGUUUGGGCAAGAGUAAAAGGUGUUCUUUUGAUGCGGUCUCUCUAAGCAUCGAAGUGCAGACAGUACUGACUUUCACACUUCUGUUAGUGUUUCUAAAUUAAAAUUCAGCUGGUGUAGUUACCUUUAAAAAUGAAUUCAUAAUUAAUAACUUUGUAAAUUUUUUUUGCCUUCUAUUAAGGAAUCUUUUGACUCAAGUUUAAGUUUUUGUGUAAUACAUCAAUUGUGUUUCUAGCAACAAAUUUAUCUUUUCAACUUUCUGCAAGUAAAACUCAUGUUGAAAUCAAGAGCAUGUCGGAGAAGCUGUGAAUUCUUAUGUCCUAUAUAAUGUCAUUAUCUUGAUUCUUCUUUUAAGUUACUCAGUUUUGUAAGUGAAACUUCCAGCUUAAAUAAAGAGGUUAUUGUUGAUGUAAGCAGAUGCAGUUAAAGCAAUCUAAAAAUUCUGGUCUCUAGAUGAAGUGGUGUUCUUUGUUCAUUAUGGUCCUCUUGUGUUUGAAGUUGGAGACUGAUUAGAAACAGCAUGAAAGUAAGGAAUUGCUCUGAACAGUCAUUGUUUUAUUUUGCUCAAUUGUUUAUCACAUCAGAUUUUGGUACAGUUUACUGCAGGAAUCAGUUUGAACAUAUCUGUCAUUGUAGGGAAGAAAUGAAUUUUCCACAUUAAAAAUAGAGAACUCUUCAAUGAUACUGUUUUCCCCUUUCUGUUGUGUAUGUCAGCCACCUAAUUAGCUUCUUGUUUAGCUGCCCUUGGAGCCCUGUGUGUUCUGUGAGAAUUUGUCCAUUGUUGCAAAAUCAAGUUCCAAAAAAUGCUUUCUUUUUCGAGGAUCUUUCCAAUCUCCUGGUAUUAAGGAGGUAGCCUUGAAUAUGUGAAGCAAGGAUAACAUGACAAAUGGAUGUGCUUGGAGAUCUUGGAAAUGAUAGCUUGGUCACGUGGAUUAUCCAGUUAUUAAUAGACUGUUCUGAAACCUGAAGAUAGUUCAGAAUUGUUUAUGAGAUAAAGUGGUGCAGCUGAAUAUUUAAGUUGGAACCCAGACUGGGCAAGUUUUUUUAAGUGCAAGUAUGCGAACUGGUGGUAGUUCUCUUGCCAAAACUCCCGUUUCCUCCUGGCAACUAAACAUGUAUCGGGCUUGAAAGAAUCAUGGCUGCAACACUGGCUGUCAUGACAUAAAGCACUGUAAAAUGAAUUUAUUAAGCUGUUUAGAUCUUGUAAUGUAUUAAUAAUGUAUGUUAUUAAUCCAAGCAGUAUCAGUUUCCAGUCUCCUGCUCAAAAAUGCACAGCAGUCAGGCUGCAACAGACCUCAGACCUUGCUUCCAUAAAGUCAUAAAAUGGUAACAAAAUUUACUCUUUAUUUCAGUUCUUUGCUGCAAAGUAACCAGCUUCUCUUGCACAACAUGCUUUCUGGGCUGGCAAGUACUUUGACUUGCUGGGCUUUCCCACCGAGUGCUCUUAGCUCUCCUUUCAAAGUUAGGAAAUUUGAUUUGUUUACUGUGUAGGAUUGCAUGGGUGGGUAAGAUCAUGCUGCUGACUUUAGUGGAAUUGGUGGAAGGUCUGCAGUAUUUUCCAAGCAUGCAAUAUGAUAGCAUGUAGUAUCACAUUUCAAUAGAUGAAAUACAUUUACAAUUGUCUAUCAUAGGAUACUAUAAUGGGCUAUUGAUUUUUAGGUGCCACAGUUUCUUUGUAAUUGAACUGUGCUCGUGAAUGUAUGAAAAUCUUCAUUUGCAGACUGAAGGUCAUAAAGUAAAAAUUGCACAGAGGUCAACCUUAAAUACAAGCUAGAGAACAGUCUAAUAUUAAUUACAUUAUUUUUCCAGAUGACUGCAUUAACAAUGGAGCUUGCAUGUAUAUUGAAUGCUAUGAGUUUUGUUCUUGCUAAUGGUAGCUUGUAAAAAAAAGACAUUAAUUGUUAUUCCUAUGCACGCACUUAGACUUGCCAGCUUUCCAGUUUCUAGCAAAUGUGGUGGCUCUUUAGAAUAAGAGGUAUCAAACAGCUUUCCUCCAGGUACAUUGUAGGAAUGGGGUAGGAUGAAUGUAUUUCUUCACUUAAAGGCUUAAAACAUCUUUCUAAAAAUCAAUGUUGUGCAGACAAUUGCAUAAUUAAGAAUCUAAAACAUACUUUUAAUUAUUAAAGACACAUCUAGCCUAACAGAUAAUACAAUGAAUAACUGCAGUAUUAGUAUUUUAAUGGAGUAGAUGGUGGCAGUGACUGUCUUUUCAGCUUUUGACCAUCUAGUCCUUGUUGAGCAUCUUACUAAUUGAGUUUUAAAAUGUUUUUUUAUCGCUGGAAAAGGUCCUGAAAGACACAGAAUCAUGGAUUAUCUAGAGUUUGAAGGGACCCAUAGGACAAUAGAGUCUUAAUUCCUGAUACUACAACUAUGGCACUAGUACAUGAUAUAACUUGCUGCUAACAGUGGCAGCAGCUGGCAUUCUGUGCCCCAGGAGGUGAAAACAAGUUUAUUUGGAUGAAUUAAAGCUGUAAUAGCAUAUCAAAGUGUGGUGCAGGAACAGCUACAUAGCUGCUUCACUUCUAGAAGACCUUUGUGGCAUCUGACUCUGGAUGGGUAUAUAAUGAACCCUGAGAAAUGGUAUGUGUGUAUACCAGAUAUUCAGUGUAUUAUUGAUGGAAUAUAUAAUGUGACAAAGACCAGGUCAAGUGUAAUUAUUUAUUCAAAAACUAAUGAAAUCUGUAAGGCAUGAAGAGUAGUCUGAAAAAGCGAUUGGGAAAGUUUUCUGCUGUACAAAUACUUUAUCACCAAACUACUGUAAAAUACAACAUGUAUUAGAAGCUUAUGUUCUGAUAUCUUUGCCACUUCAGAUGCAUUUGGAAAGUUUAAGACACUGAACUUUGACACACAACUAUAACAAUGGUGCACUGACCUCUGAACCUUAACACUUGCAUGAAGAGGUUAUGUAGAUAUGUCAUUUGCUUUCAGAUCUAUCACAGCAUGAAGAGGGUAAGAAAAGGUAGUAGCAUUUUCUCAGUAUUCUUCCUCUGCCCCUUUUUUGUGCAAUUAAAGUAGCACGAUAGAAAUUGUCACCUCUGUUUCUGAAAAAACUACCACCUCCCCACUGUGUUAAGUGGGUAUUGCAUGAAAUGUGGCUGACUUAGUGAUGCUGUAAAUGCUUGUAGUGAAAGAAGUGCACAGUAUUUUCUCUACCUAACAUGUUUUUGAUUGGCAUUCUGUGUAAGGUCUUUAUUUUCUGGGUGAAGGAUUAUGUUUUAACAACUGUAAGUGAUUUUGUUGGUAUCAUUUUCUGACCAUCGGGAAUUGCUGAGACUUGAGUUCCUGCAGGAUGCACUGGGAGUCACUGCACAUGUAGCUUGUGUGAACUUUGAGCUGGAAAAAAAUUACAUGUAAGGCAUUUGAUUCCACCAUGUCUAUGUUGGGUUCUGUUAGAUUUUUGUCUCCUCCCUCAAAAAUUGUGGGGUGAAUUGGGAGAGGUUGGUUCCACUGAAAGAUGUGCCAUCUUUGUUGUAGAACGGAAAGACAUGAGAUCAUGCUAGGUGGUGUUCAGACAUAAAGCCGCUAUAUUGCUCAUAAAGAGAAAGGUACACCGAAGCUCUACAAGGAAUUGCUGCACCAGUAUUUUAACCUACUGAAAUUUGAGCUACAGUGUAAAUAACACCUGGCAGUCACCUUGUUAGCCUCAGGUUGAGUAUUGUUACUGAACAUAAGGUAAUGGGGUUUUCCUCUAAUUAGAUUUAUAUAUAUAUAUGUGCUCUGUAUCGGGGUAAACUUGUGCAAUAAUUUGCAGAUGUAAUUUAAAUGCAUUAUUUUUUUAUAACACAUGAAAGCCAGAAAAAACCUUGAAGAUGCAGUGUGACAGCAAGAAGGAAUUCUUGAAGAUACAUUACUGAAAACCGAGGACUACUACCACAAAAGUUAGUCAAUAGGACUGGAAAACUGUUAUUUUUUUAAAAAAUACAAACCCAAACCCCAAAACUUAUUUAUUGCAAGUAAUGUAUACAGACUUUGAUUUUUGGGUAGGUCUGAUAGCUGACCAGAUGAUUUACUGUUAACUGCAUUUGAAAUGCCAGUUACAGAGUAUAUUGUAAUUGUUCUCUGAAGCCACUAAGGUCCAAAAAAAUCAUUUUACUUCAA